GCCCUUUGGAAAGUAUUUUAGACAAUUGCCAAAAGCCGAACCUGACCACACUUGUAUCUAUUUUUCGACUCGAACGACACUCGAAUAGUUCCGAAAUGCAAUCCAGUAAAUUCUCGCAAGCUGUCAGCAACUCGCUGAUCCUGGUUGGGAUCGGGAUGAGUGCCUGUGGCCUGGCCGCCCAGCUCAUCCUGCGGCGCUCGCCCGCUGCCGCCUCCACGACCUCCGCGCGCAUAAGUCAGCUGUGGUCGCGCCUGGAAAGCCUCGGAAUGCUGGGGAACCUAAAGGACCUCGCCUUCCAGAGCCUCAAGUCCAGGCACUACUACCGUGGCGGCUUUCAGUGGCAUCCUUCGGCGUCCUGCAGGAGCGGAUGACACCCAGGGAGGCGGCCCAGAUUCUGGGCACCAGUCUCAGCGCCCCCCAGGCAAGGCUGCGGGAGGCCCACAGGCAGGUCAUGCUGGCCAACCAUCCGGACCGCUGUGGCUCUCCCUAUUUGGCGUCCAAAAUCAACGAGGCCAAGGAGCUGCUAAUGUCGCGGAGGCAGCGGUCCCGGUAGGGAAGGACGGCAAGGGUACGGCUCAGAGAGGUGUGCCUGCGGAGAGUAUGGCAUCGUUGUCCAAAUUUCAGAUAAUGAUUUAGCUUUUUAAUGGAGGGAGGUGUGUUUCGCAAUAAAAUCAAUGUAGCGGCAGACCUUUUCUAAGCACAGGCGUUUGUUGAAGCUGUUCUUUUCCAAAUUACUAGAUUAUUAUUCUUUUAGUCUUGUCUUAAUAAAUAUUGUAAUCGGUUGCUGAA
Molecule: messenger RNA, 789 nt
Organism: Drosophila ananassae
Lineage: Eukaryota; Metazoa; Arthropoda; Insecta; Diptera; Drosophilidae
Product: mitochondrial import inner membrane translocase subunit TIM14
Exons: 2
Coding region: 96-371 (91 amino acids)
Biological process (GO): protein import into mitochondrial matrix
Cellular component (GO): PAM complex, Tim23 associated import motor
Molecular function (GO): ATPase activator activity
Source: RefSeq, a predicted model, not a curated record